AUGGAUUCUACACCCCUUUCUUUUGAGACAAAGAUUGCCAUGGCGUUGCAGGGACAGGGUAAUUGGCAACAAUUACAAAAUGCGCCUAUAGCGGCAGCAGCAGCAAAUUCCGGCGUCGCUGAUAACGAGGUAAUACCAGAAGAAGUAGAAGUUGAAGAAGAGGAGGACAUUGAAUUGGAUGAGGACUCGGUACUUGGAGAAGACGAAACCAACGAGCCCAAGGCUGUAGAAGAUGUCGUUGAUACAGCCAGGAAAGAAAAGCUCGCCAAGAAGGCGCAGCGUUUCAAUCAAGUCAUUGCAAGAGACGCAGGCGAGGUAGUCAAGACAAUCGACCUGGAUACAAUCCAGCCAGUACGGGAAACAGUUUCAUGGGACCAAGACCCGGAACUGCUAUGUUGCUACAACUGGCAAUUUUCCACCACCGCCAACACAAUCUUCGUCCCAGGCGAGCCCGCCAAAUGGACCCCUCGACCUCUUCCCUACAAUCUGGAGCGAGACAGUGGCUUCUCAUUCGCAGACUACAACUACGCGCGUCGCCCCCGAGAUCCCUACUCCCCCAUGUUUGCCGCCCUACGUGUCAUGAGACCCGGCUACACAUUCAACGACAUCGACGUACUAGCCGACCGAAACAACCUUCGCGUACUCCUCGAGUUCACCCAAGGCAAGGCCAACGGACCCCUGCGCCUUAACCUCUAUCUCGUCCACAACACCCUCGUCAUCAUCCGCAAAGAAUCCAGAUGGUGGAAACGAAACAACGGCGACAGCUACGGCUUCAACUUUGAAAAACACUUCACCCGCACCCCAGAUGACAUGCAAGAUGCAACAAGCCACUACCGCGCAAUCCGCUACCGUAUGGGUCCCCUCAACGUCGUAUGUCGCUUCGAAGCAGACGCCUACGAUGAUGGUAUCGUGUCCGACGAGCUCUCUGCCACCGAAGCCGACCUCGCAAGCGGUGGCCUAGCAGACCUCCCCCGCUUCAAUUUUCCUGCACCUAUCAAUGUGCUACAAAAAGGUCACAUGGUACCCACAGCCCAGCUCGUAGAAUUAAAAACACAAGCCUACAAGCCCUUGAAUCCCACGCUCGUUGCAUGUCAAGACCAGCUCUGGUUCGGCCGUACACCGCUGCUUAUCACGGCGCCGUACGAUAAAGACACUGGUACUGUUACGCGUAUCAAGCGCGAACUCGCAAUGGACAGGAUCAAGAUCUGGGAAGAGAAGAACGAGGAGCCGUUGCGUAAACUCGUUGCUUUACUGGGGUCGUGGUAA
Molecule: messenger RNA, 1266 nt
Organism: Pyrenophora tritici-repentis Pt-1C-BFP
Lineage: Eukaryota; Fungi; Ascomycota; Dothideomycetes; Pleosporales; Pleosporaceae
Source: RefSeq, a predicted model, not a curated record